This is a messenger RNA of Pseudoliparis swirei, 4152 nucleotides long. Its product is annotated as junction-mediating and -regulatory protein-like. The transcript has 10 exons. Gene Ontology annotation, biological process: intrinsic apoptotic signaling pathway by p53 class mediator; Arp2/3 complex-mediated actin nucleation; positive regulation of apoptotic process. Gene Ontology annotation, molecular function: transcription coactivator activity; Arp2/3 complex binding. Lineage: Eukaryota; Metazoa; Chordata; Actinopteri; Perciformes; Liparidae. The coding region runs from base 467 to 3094 and encodes 875 amino acids. The record is from RefSeq and is a predicted model, not a curated record. Gene Ontology annotation, cellular component: cytoplasm; nucleus.
AGUUUGGAGACGACGCUAACCUUCCAGAAGACACUGCGGUUGGACUCAUCGCCUCAGACUGGUGUCAUUUAACGCUGUUUGCGGGGGAUGGUGCUUUAUGACGAGCAGUCUGCACGGAGAGACCCAGCAUAACGGCGCACAGCUGACGGGGUAAACAAACGGUCGCAUGUUGUGUGUCAGAGUCUCUUGAGGUGGCGACCAGCGCACCGCUGCAGGAGUUUGGGGAGAGGCGCACAUCCGAGUUUAACGCAGGUGGGCCAGAGGUGUGCGAUGGCACCGCGCUGCUCCUCAUCCAUCGGCCGGAGCGAAGGAGGAGGAUAGCCUCCAGCGUCACGUCGGAGAGGAGACGUACGUUGUUCGGGAAGAGGCUGUUUUACCGCACAUCACAUUGAGCUGCAUCCAGCUCUCCCGGUGCCACCGCAGGGUUAGUCGGCCCGAGCUACUGUUGUUGUUUUCCGCUGCAGACAUGUCCUUUACAAUGGAGGACAGUGUGGAGUCGGGAUGGGUGGCCGUCCGGCCGAAUGCGUUUGAGGAGAGGGAAAAGCAUAAAUUUGUUUUUAUCGUUGCCUGGAAUGAAGUGGAGGGUAAAUUUGCCAUUACGUGUCACAACAGGACGGCGCAGAGGAAAAGCUUUGGCAUAAAGGACCCGGCGGCGCAGGAUGGGGACGAAACAAAAUGGCCCGAAAGUCACGUCAGAGAUAAAGUAUCUCAGAGCCCUAGCAAAGGAGCCAAGGAGGCUGUGGUUAAAGGCUGCAGCACUAAGUCCAAGGCGGUCACAACCACCACAUCUAAUCCUGUCGACAUGAAGGCUGCAGCGUCUCCCGUCAGUCCCGGUGAUCACGAGGUGUUGCGCUCCCUAAGAGGGGACCUCUCGCCCCCCGCGCUGGACAGCCUGGACCUGGAGGAACUGGACCUCCUGAGCAGGGAGGACUGCAGCUGGGCCGGACUCUUCUCCUUCCAGGACCUGCGGUCAAUUCACCAGCAGCUGUGCUCGGUCCACUCGGACCUGGAGCCCUGCCUCCCGGUGUUUCCGGAGGAACCCGCCGGGAUGUGGACGGUGCUGUUCGGCCGAGCCGAAGUACCGGAGACCGAGGUGGAUGAGCUUUGCUACCGUGUACAGUUGUACUUGGGCCACGCGCUCGAUACGUGCGGAUGGAAGAUCCUUUCGCAGGUUCUGUUCACGGAAAACGACGACCCAGAGGAGUACUACGAGAGCCUGAGCGAGCUGAGGCGGUCCGGGUACCAGGAGGCGCUCAGCCGUGCAACCAUACACCUGCAGGAGCUGCUGGAGAAGCACAAGACCGUGGACAGCAUGGUGGAGCUGUUGGAGCUGUAUAAGGAGGAAGACGAGGCCUAUGCAGGGCUGCUGGAGGCCUCCACACAGCUGUACCAGUACCUGCUGCAGCCCUUCAGAGACAUGAGGGAACUAGCAAUGCUCCGCAGACAGCAGAUCAAGAUUUCCAUGGAGAACGACUACUUGGGCCCAAGGAGGAUUGAAGCUCUAAAAAAAGAGGACGUUGACUGGCAGAAGAAAGCUCAAGAAGCAGUCCUCAACAUCCAGGAGUUCACGAUAAAAUACUUUGAGAUCACUGCCAGAGCCCAGAAAGGGGUGUAUGAGCGUAUGAAGGUGGACCAGCGUAAGUUUGGUAAGUCUUCAUGGACGGUGGCGGUGGAGCGCAUGGAGAGGCUCCGCUACUCCGUCGCCAAGGAAACGCUGCAGCUCCAGAGGGCCAGGGAGAUCAGUCUGGAGCAGAGGAAGCGCACACUUCGAGAGGAGAUGCAGAGUCUGUGCAGCAGUAACGACGCCAUGGCCCUCUUAGACCACAUGGAGACGCAGUACUAUGAGCACCAGCUGCAGCUGUACCACAUCCAGGCUGAGAUCCUGCAGUGUGAAGAGCUGCUCCUCACCGCGCAGCUGGACAGCAUCCGCAGACAGAUGUCAGAAUUUCAGGAUGAGUUGGUGUACUAUGACACCUUUGAAAGUGCAGACGACAUAAAAGAGGACAACGCUGCCGAGAGAGAAGAGCUGCGCAGACUUCAGGUCAGCGCUCGCCAGCUGGAGGCGAGGAGAGGGCGCAUCACGGCCAAGCGCUCCUACCUGAGGAACAAAAGGGAGAUCUGUGUAUCCAACCACACUCAGAAACAGCAGACACGGCAAACCGUCCACAAGGACUCCAGACCCCACCAGCUGAAAUACGAAGAAGAGGAAGACGAGGACAAAAAGAAUCGCAGAGCUGGUCAGGAGAGGCAGAGGACUCUAGACCGACUACGCACUUUCAAGCAGCGGUACCCGGGUCAGGUGAUCCUGAAGUCCAUUCGACUACGUGUGGCCCACACCAGAAGAAGAGAGCGUGGAAGGAGCAUGGACGGCAGCAGUGUGAGCGAGAGGGAGGGGCCGGGCCCCCUGCGGUGCCUCAGUACCAGUGUGCAGACGGACCCCAGCUCCACGCUCACCACUCAGCCCGUCACUCUCCUCACAGCAUCCCGUCCUCCCGUGCCUGCGCCCGGUCCUGCAGACUCCUCCUGCUCUUCCUGCUCCCUGUCCUCGCUACUGGCGUCCCCGAUAUACUGUCCUCCUCCCCCUCCCCCUCCCCCUCCCCCUCUCCUGCCAAUUAAGGAAGAGCUCCUGCCUUCGCGGAAGGUUGAGGAAAAGAAUUCGGCAGAGGAAUUCCCCUUCUCCCCCCUCGGUCCAUUCAUCCCUCGCUUCUUUGACAGUAGCCAACUGUUGAACGCCCGGAAAAAGCUGAGGAAGACUCCAGAGUCUGACUCUCACAGCAGAAGAGUGAGCUUGCCCAUGGACGAGGUGCUGGCCUCCCUGAAGAGAGGCAGCUACCACCUGAAGAGGGUGGACCAGCGGCCUCCGCUGCACUCCACGGACGACGACGAAUCCUGCAGCAUCCUGGCUCAGAUCCGAAAGGGGGUCAAACUGAGGCGUGUCCCCAAGAACGAAAGAAAAGACAACGGAGAGCUGCCGGUCUCCACCGACCCGCUGACCAGGAGCAUCUACGAGGCGCUGCGCCGCAUCAAGGAGGCCUCGCCGGAUUCAGACUCCGACGACGACGACGGGCUGGACGCCCAUGACUGGGAAAGCUAGGGUUCAACUCUCAGAAGCAACAACUCAUACGUACAGCGAUGCCUGCAGCCUCUGGCUGCUGCAUACACUGUACUGUGAAGGUCUGCGUUGUACUGCACACACACACACACACACACACCAGUCCCACGAUGCCAUUGCCCGAGUCAUACUGAAUAUCACCAACGGCUCCAAAGGUCUCUGGUCAACCUGUUCAUCGUUUUUUACACUACAUUCACCACCAUGGAGGACAUCACUCAUGUUUGUAUUCAUACUGUAUGUUACUGUGGUUUAAUUCCUAUAUUCAGAUUGUGUUGUUGAAGCUCUGCAUGUUGUGGCUGUUAAUAUUCAGAAACAGCACAUAACACAUUUAUGACUGACAGAUAUUCGGGAAACUGAAAACCUCAGACAAAAAGCUAUUUGCGUGUGAGAUAUGUGAUGUAUUCCCCACUAAAACAUAAGCGUGAGAUAACUUUAACUAUAACCUAAAUAUGUGAGGGGUAUGGUUAAUAAUUUGGGGUCAUGUGGGAGAUUGAAAAUCAAAGAGGAUCGUUUUGAUAUUCGAACUGGAUUUAAUGUUCGGAUUUAAACCAUCACACAACCUGCUGCAGCUCUCCUCCAUCGUCACCCGACCGGUGUAACAGAACCACACGACUGCCCGGUUCUGUCCAACCACGUGUGGGUGUGUGAGGGUACAACUGGACCACUGCUAAUCUAAUCUGACACUGCACCAAGACUGUAAAUCCUUUAGUCUGUCAUCCACACCCGUGCCCCUCCCCCUCCCCGCUCUUCGUCUUCUGGCGACCUUCACGGCCCCGAACGGAAAACAUAUCAACCCAUCUGUUCCACCGCAACAUAAGGCCAGGCUGGUGGGAGGCAUGGAGUCACAGUAGGUUCAUCAUUUGGUAACCGAGAGUGGGAGAGGAGGAGAUAGAUGGAAGGGUCACAUGCAGAGUUUCUUCACCGUGGUUCAUGUCGGCCAUCUUGGUAAAGUGUGGGCACACUUGGUUGGUGAUUCCCAAACUUAGUGUGUGGGAGGGUCCCGGAGGAGGAACCGUUCCCUCUCAUGUGAGAGGCGGAUG